Molecule: messenger RNA, 1852 nt
Organism: Symsagittifera roscoffensis
Lineage: Eukaryota; Metazoa; Xenacoelomorpha; Acoela; Convolutidae
Product: synaptic vesicle glycoprotein 2C-like
Exons: 9
Coding region: 38-1723 (561 amino acids)
Biological process (GO): transmembrane transport
Cellular component (GO): membrane
Molecular function (GO): transmembrane transporter activity
Source: RefSeq, a predicted model, not a curated record
GAUGGGGAAAACCGAUGUUAACGCUAAAUGAGAUAAUAUGCGAUCAGCCGCGAAGUUCAUGAGAAUGAAAACAAAAAGAGACCAAUAUGAAAGAGUCAGUACGAGAGAUUCUGAAGCUUUCACUACUCGAGUAUCUAACUCAAAUUCAAUGGGCUCGUCAAGAGAUGAAGAGAGCGACGAUGAGUCCUGGAGAACGAAAGAUUACGAAGAUGCGCUUCAGUGUGCCGGUUUCGGUAGGUUCCAGUACAUUCUUGCUAUGAUAUGUGGCUGGGCAAAUGCGAGCGAUGCAGUCGAGAUUCUAUCAGUGUCUUUUAUUCUAUCUCCAGCGCAGUGUGCUAUGGGUUUGAAAUCAAGUGAGAAAGGCGUUCUCAGUUCCAUAGUGUUUGUGGGAAUGAUGAUUGGUGGUUAUUUUUGGGGAUAUUUGGCCGACAUAAAUGGACGCAGACAAGUGUUGAUGGUGUCUCUGACUUUUAAUGCCGUGUGUGCUAUCAUAUCUAGUUUGUGUCAGACCUACUGGUGGUUCCUUUUGUUCCGACUUCUAAGCGGAAUCGGCGUAGGUGGAUCGAUCCCCGUUGUCUUCUCAUACGUGGCUGAGUUUAUGCCAAAACAACACCGUGGUAAAAUGAUCAGUGUUGUGGCCUUCUUCUGGAUGUGUGGAAAUAUAGUGGCAGCUGCCCUGGCUUGGAUUGUCAUUCCGAGAGACUGGGGACACCGAUCGGAACAUUUCGAUUACUCCAGUUGGAGAAUUUUUAUUGUAGUGUGCACGUUGCCGUCCUUGACCUCGGCUGUCUUUUUCGCAUUGCUGCCCGAGAGUCCCAAGUUUCUCAUACAUAAAGGAGAGGAAACGAAGGCCUUGCAGGUGUUGGCGAUGGUUUACCAGAUUAACAAGAGAAGAGCCCGUCAGUUCUACCCGGUGAAGUCUAUCCUUCUGGACGACUACAACUGCAACAGAUAUGAUACUAUUUCAUCCACUGGUCCCUCUGUAAUACACACCUCAUCAAAUCUGGUCAAGAGAGUGCUCCUCGACACAUUACAUAAGAUAGCAGCUGUGUUUGCAACGACGUGGAGUCUGUUCAAGCCCCCUCUUACAAGGAGGACUUUAGUAUUGGUAGUGCAGAUGUUCACGCUCUCAUUUGGCUACUAUGGUCUCUGGUUGUGGCUUCCCACUCUACUGGACGACAUGAACAAGAACGGAGGCAGUGCUUGUGACAGACCCUCCAACACUAGCUCAGCCUCCGACCCAGACUGCAAUCAAGAUGGGAGUGCGAACAUAGAUGACGAAGUAUAUAAGCAGUCCUUCAUCACAUCUCUCUCCAACUUGCCCGGAAACAUACUAACCAUAUUCCUAGUAGACUACACCGGCAGAAAGUCUCUGCUGGUAUCAAGCAUGAUCCUGUCCGGUGUAUCGGUGCUAUUCAUCUGGCUGGUGCAGACCACCACCCAGACUCUCAUCAUGAUGUGCAUAUUCGGAGGCAUAUCGGUCAUCGGCUGGAAUGUGUUGGAUGUAUUGCAAUGCGAGUUGUAUCCUACCAAUAAAAGAGCCCUAGCAAUUGGCUUCUUAACUCUAGUUGGCCGAAUCGGCUCCAUCAUUGCCAAUCUUGCCUUCGCAGCUCUCAUUGAGGAGCAUUGUGCAGUUCCCAUCCUAACAGUAGCUGUAUUCAUGCUAUUUGGAGGCUUCUUAGCGUUAUUCUUGCCGAACAUGCAGGGAAAGCCGUUGGAGUAGAAAAAAAACUGGUAGAAAUCUACUUUAAAUUUAUGCCAGUCGGGCCAUUACUGUAGAUUAUACUUAGAAUUGAAAUUAUUUAUUGAAUUUUUAAAUUUUAUGCAUAUCUGAAAAUUGUAAAGGUUUUAU